AUGUUUGAAUCUUUUAAGUUUGAUUGGAGCCGCCACGGUUGGGCGAUCUUUUACUGUGCCGUAUCAGCAGUCGGCGCUCUUUGCUAUGGCUAUGACAAUACCUACUACAAUGGCGUCCUUGCCAUGCAGCAAUUUAAAGACGACUACGGAACGCAUCGUGAUGCAAGCGGCAACCUAGAGCUUCCUUCUUCUUUUCAGGCCGUGACGGCAUCGGCAAUCUAUAUUGGAGAUCUUGUCGGUGCAAUCCUCGCUGCCCCCAUCAAUGAUCGCUGGGGUCGGAAGGCCACAUUUUGGUUUGCUUCAUUUUGCAUCUUGAUUGGCGGUAUCUGUCAAGUGGCGGAUACAAUCCACAGCGAGGCGAUCAUCACAGUUGGGCGCAUUCUGAUUGGGGUUGGAGUUGGUCAAUUCACCGUCACCUCUUUGUUGUAUAUUGGUGAAGUAGCACCCUCGAGUGUUCGUGGACCAGCCCUGAUGUCCUUCCAAUUUCUUCAAUCUUGCUCUCAGUUGAUUGCAUCAUGUAUCAACGAGGGCACCGAAAGUCUUCAUAACAACUCCCUGUCCUACAGAAUUCCCAUGGGUGGUCUUGUUGUUCUACCUCUCUUCAUGUUUGCUUUGUUGCCGUUCAUUCCAGAAAGCCCCGUCUGGUAUAUUUUCAAGAAUCGCCUAUCGGACGCGGAGCAGAGCCUACGAAAAAUCAACCGCAAAGAACCUGAUUACGACCCAGCCACGGAUAUAAAUCAGGCCCUCAGUGCUAAAAGCAUUGAAGAGCAGCAUGCCGAGUUUUCGUCGUGGAAGUCUUUGGUUACAGACCCGGUUGAGAGAAGAAAGGUCAUUUUCUCGGCAGGCGCGAUGUUCAGCCAGCAAGUCUGUGGUAUUCUGUUUUUUUACGUUUAUGGUGUGGUUUUCGUGCAAGCAAUUGGUGUUGGGGACCCUUUCAUUGUGCAGAUUGUGAUAAAUGUGGUUCAGAUCAUCGCGGUUGGCGCUUCAGUUAUCACCGCAAAUAAGGUUCGCCGUCGGAUCAACCUUAUGGUGACCAACUGCAUGAUGCUCGUGGCCUUCAUUGUUAUUGGCUGCAUUGGAACGAAACCUUUGACAACUGCGACACAAUAUGUCAUUGUUGUGUUUUCAUUCAUUGUUGUCAUUGGUUUCAACUUUGGAUUGGGUCCAUUGGCGUAUACGGCUGCGCGAGAGAUGGCGGUCGGCGUCAACCAGAACAAGAUCAUGUCGACAAGUAUUGUUGUGUUCUAUUUCACCACAUGGGUUAUCUCAUUCACAGCGCCAUAUCUGUACUAUGAUGCUGGUCUUGGGCCGAUGGUUGGAUUCUUCUAUGCAGGAACCACAUGUCUGUCCUUACUCUGGACUUGGUUUUGCUGUGGAGAAACCGCCGGUCGUUCUAGUUUGGAGAUAUCUCUUUUCUUUGCGGAAAAGAUCCCAGUGAGAUCAUGGCGAACCCAUGUCUUUCCCGAAGAUUCCGUAAACGAACUCAAGAUGGCCCAACGUGAUAAAACGGAGAGCGACGGGAAUGUUGAGCACAAGGAAUAUCAAGUUUGA
Penicillium cosmopolitanum is the source of this 1551-nucleotide messenger RNA. RefSeq lists its product as uncharacterized. Gene Ontology annotation, molecular function: carbohydrate:proton symporter activity. Gene Ontology annotation, biological process: transmembrane transport; carbohydrate transport. Gene Ontology annotation, cellular component: membrane. The record is from RefSeq and is a predicted model, not a curated record. The transcript has a single exon. NCBI's taxonomy places the organism in Eukaryota, Fungi, Ascomycota, Eurotiomycetes, Eurotiales, Aspergillaceae. Bases 1 to 1551 code for a protein of 516 amino acids.